Aspergillus alliaceus is the source of this 929-nucleotide messenger RNA. RefSeq lists its product as uncharacterized. The record is from RefSeq and is a predicted model, not a curated record. The coding region runs from base 172 to 822 and encodes 216 amino acids. NCBI's taxonomy places the organism in Eukaryota, Fungi, Ascomycota, Eurotiomycetes, Eurotiales, Aspergillaceae. Gene Ontology annotation, cellular component: membrane. The transcript is spliced from 2 exons.
CGACGAUCCUGGGCAAAUUGACGUACAAUUCCAUAGUUCAUAAAUGCAGGCGGCACUCGCUAUGUCUCGGUCUUUAGCUCCGGCCUACCAAGUGACUUCCGCUUAGUUAUCCGGCGAAAACCCUAUCGCCCUUUCCCACCUUGCUUCUGCUACACAGAACGAAUUCUCAACAUGCAGAUACCGAAACCCUUCCUAGGAGGAGUGACGGGGGCGUUCGUCCUGUUGCAACUCCUCUUCCUCGCGAACAUGGCUUACCUGUAUGGAACUGCAUUUCACGAUUCGUACCGCAUCAGCAGCAUGGACGUGCUCUUUGUCGACUACGACCAAGGUGUCAUUGGGGAAUCAGUGGCAGCCGCCUACAGCGAAAUACAAGGGGACAGCUUCCCGACGCUCCAUCAGCGCCCGUCAUCUGAAAACCCCUCCCAGGACAGCAUACGACAAGCCGUCUGUAAGGGCCACUUCUGGGGCGCAAUCUACGCCAACCCGGGGGCCUCGUCGCGUCUAUCCUCUGCCCUCGGCUCGCCCGACAUCGCCCAGGCAUACAGCAGCUCCCAGGCGUUGACAUACGUCUGGAACGGAGUGAAGUACGCCGCCUACGCGCAGACGGUCUCGUCGAGCCUCAAGGUGUUGGUCCAGGCGGCCGCAGGCGCCUACCAGCAGAUCAACGGCACAAAGGCCAUGGCUACGGUCGACACAUCCAACCCGGCCGUCGCGCACACCCUGCUCAACCCCAUCGCCGCGUCGUCGAUCGACAUCAAGCCGACGAACCAGGGCGUCCGGUUCUACUACAACACCGUGUCGAUGGUGAUGCCGAUCCUGUAGCAGUUCUUCUUCAUCAUGGCUUUGAACGGCCUCACUAAAAUUAUGCAAACCAAGGUCUAUCAUCUUCGACUCAGAUUCCAUUGAGAAAGGAUGUGGUACUGGAGCAA